This is a messenger RNA of Microtus ochrogaster (prairie vole), 1746 nucleotides long. RefSeq names its product kelch like family member 30 (gene Klhl30). The record is from RefSeq and is a predicted model, not a curated record. Gene Ontology annotation, molecular function: protein binding. Lineage: Eukaryota; Metazoa; Chordata; Mammalia; Rodentia; Cricetidae.
AUGGUGAGGAAUCUCGACAACCUGGACUUCCAUCUGCCUUCUCAUGCCCAAGACAUGCUGGACGGCCUUCAGCGUCUGCGUUCCCUGCCCAAGCUGGCUGAUGUCACACUCCUGGUUGGUAACCAGGAGCUUCCCUGCCACCGCAGCCUUCUGGCUCUGAGCAGCCCCUACUUCCACGCCAUGUUUGGCGGAGACUUUGCUGAGAGCUUUUCGGCCCGUGUGGAGCUGCGCGACGUAGAGCCGGUUGCGGUGGCACAGCUGGUGGACUUUGUGUACACAGGCCGGCUGACCAUCACCCAGAAUAACGUGGAGGUGCUGACCCGCACUGCCUCACGCCUUCACUUCCCCACUGUGCAGAAGGUCUGUGGCCGAUACCUCCAGCAGCAGUUAGACGCCACCAACUGCCUGGGCAUCUGCGAGUUUGGGGAGCAGCAGGGGCUGUUAGGCGUGGCGGCCAAAGCCUGGGCCUUCCUGCGGGAGAACUUCGAGGCGGUGGCCCAGGAGGAUGAGUUUUUGCAGCUGCCUAGAGACCGGCUGGCCACCUGUCUGGCCAGUGACCUGCUGCAGGUACAACCGGAGCAGAGUCGGCUCGAGGCCCUGCUGCGCUGGGUGCGCCAUGACCCCCAGGACCGGUCUGCCCAUCUGCCCGAGCUCCUUAGCCUGGUGCAUCUGGAUGCUGUCCCGAGGCCCUGCGUACAGCAGUUGCUGGCCACAGAGCCACUGAUUCAGGAGUCAGAGGCAUGCCAGGAGGCCCUGUCCCAGGGCCACAGUGGGGAACUUCCUGGCCACCCACAGAAGAUGCAGGAGGUACUGGUGGUCGUAGGAGGGCAGGCACUGGAGGAGGAUGAAGAGGGUGGUGAAGAACCUAGCCACCACACCGGGAACUUUGCCUUCUACAACACCAAGGCCAGGCAGUGGAUGUCACUCCCGGACUUCCCCGAUUACCACAAGUGGGGCUUCUCCCUGGCAGCGCUCAACAGUGAUGUCUAUGUCACAGGUGGCUCACGGGGCACCAAAACAGACACCUGGUCAACCACCCAAGCCUGGUGCUUCCCGCUGAAGGAAGCUGUCUGGAAACCUGUGGCACCCAUGCUGAAGGCCCGCACGAACCACGCCAGUACAGCCCUGAACGGAGAGAUCUAUGCCAUAGGUGGCACUGCCCUGGAUGCAGUAGAGGUGGAGCGGUACGACCCCUACACGGACAGCUGGACUCCCGUCAGCCCGGCCCUCAAGUAUGUCAGCAACUUCUCAGCUGCCAGCUGCCAGGGCCGCCUCUACCUAGUGGGCUCCAGCGCCUGCAAGUACAACAGGCUGGCUCUCCAGUGCUACACCCCCGUGACAGAUGCAUGGAGUGUGAUUGCCUCACCUUUCCUGCCCAAGUACCUGUCGUCUCCACGCUGCGCUGCCCUGAAUGGAGCCCUCUAUCUCAUUGGUGACAACACCAAGAAAGUCUACGUGUAUGACCCGGGGGCCAACCUGUGGCAGAAGGUGCAGUCACAGCACAGUCUACAUGAGAACGGCGCCCUGGUCUCUCUGGGUGACGCGCUGUAUGUGACAGGCGGCCGCUGGCAGGGCAUGGACGGCGACUAUCACGUGGAGAUGGAGGCCUAUGACACUGUGAGGGAUUCCUGGGCCCGCCAUGGCUCCCUACCCCGUCUCUGGCUCUACCACGGGGCCUCUACCAUCUUUCUGGACAUCUCGAAGUGGACGCAGCCCUUCAGCCCCAGUGCCGGUCAGGAGCACUAG